Molecule: messenger RNA, 3638 nt
Organism: Aureobasidium pullulans EXF-150
Lineage: Eukaryota; Fungi; Ascomycota; Dothideomycetes; Dothideales; Saccotheciaceae
Exons: 2
Cellular component (GO): cytoplasm
Molecular function (GO): ATP binding; ATP-dependent chromatin remodeler activity
Source: RefSeq, a predicted model, not a curated record
CAUGGACUCGACAAGUCAAAGUCGACGCAACAAACACACACCAUUCCGACCCUUGAACACUCUGUCAUCCACGUACACGCCACACUCGAUCAUCGACAACCAUAGCAUCGGCGACACCAGCUCUCUAUUUGAUAGCACGGAUGGCAGCUUGGAAAUAGACAUCAACUACUUUCCUACGACAACAGCAAACAACACAAUGGCGCGCGAACGUCGCCCUUCAGUAGAGCGCCCUGCUCAGCCUGCUCAACCUUCACAGGCCCGACCGCCUCACAAUGUCUCAACACACCAAGUCCAGCCAUCUCAAGCUGCGCCUCCUCCGACCACGGCUGCCACGAAGCUCUCAACACAGCCAGAGUUUGGCAGAGCCAGUCCUCUGCGUAACCCGCUGAGAGAUCCGUAUGCUAACGUCUUCAACACAAACCAACGCAGACCUGAACACCACCGUCCCAUCCCACAACCCACCUUCCAUCAAUCCUCAACUUCAGGCCCUGCCAAUGGAGGUCAGGCUAAGAUAUCUAACUUCUAUCUGCCUGGUCACAAACCCCAGCCUCCACCGCAGUCUCGUCCUGCACAGCUUGCACCUAGGCCCGUCUUUUCCUCGUCCGUCGCCCCCACCAACGGCUACAGGCCCUACAACCCUGUACCUGCGCCGGCACCCAGACCGAAGCCCGUCGACCUGACCAACGACGAUGACGACGAUGAUGCCUUCGACCCCGACGCCGCUCUAAGAGAAGAUCGCUUCGGCGGCGCCGACCCCUAUGCCUACGUCGACCCUAGCCAGACAAGCCACAACAUCAAGGCCCUUCUCGAGGGUGCCUUUGACGAUGAUGGCGACAAGCCUAAGAUGCGUCUGCGCAAGAGAGCCGCCAAAAAGCAGCAGCAAAAGGUCAAGGAAGAGAAGAAAAUUUCUUCGCUCGAGGAAAAGCUUAAGAAGCUCGAAAUCGAUGCUGUAAAGGACGAGCCCAAAGAGGAGGAGACCGACACCAAGGAAGAAGAAGACGAGGACGAGGAAGAUGGCACGGUUGAAGGUCUCACCGUCAAGCUUCUGCCUCAUCAGGUCGAGGGUGUCUCCUGGAUGAUCGACAAGGAAAUCGGAGAGCGCAAGAAGAACGGUGUUCUGCCCAAGGGCGGUAUCCUGGCCGACGACAUGGGUCUCGGAAAGACUGUUCAGUCCGUCAGCUUGAUUCUUCUCAAUCCUCGCCCGGAGCUUGAUGCUAAGCCUCCACCGGAAAACCCCAAGCGCAAGAUGCCUGGCAAGGAGGUGGGUAAGGGUACGCUUGUCGUUGCACCUCUUGCCCUCAUCCGCCAAUGGGAGAGCGAGAUCAAGACCAAGGUCGAGAAGAGUCACGCAUUGCGCGUCUUGGUACAUCACGGUCCGUCCAGAACCAAGUUUGCUGCCGAGCUGAAAAAGUACGACAUCGUCAUCACAACCUACCAAAUCCUCGCCUCUGAAUUUGCUGGCUCUUCUGAUCACCCGGACGGCGCAAAGGUCGGUUGCUAUGGUGUACACUGGUACCGUGUUAUUCUCGAUGAGGCCCACUCGAUCAAGAACCGCAACGCCAAGUCGACGCAAGCUACCUAUGGCUUGAGAAGCUGGUACAGGUGGUGUCUCACUGGUACUCCUAUGCAGAACAACCUUGAUGAGCUGCAGAGUCUAAUCUGCUUCUUGCAAAUCAAACCAUACAACAACCUUGCGACCUGGAAGGAACAAAUCACAAUCCCCAUGAAGAACGGCAAGGGAAACUAUGCUAUCAAGCGUAUUCAGUACUUCCUUAAGGGCUUUAUGAAACGCCGAACAAAGGACAUUCUCAAGGAGGACGGUGCUCUCAGCUUUGGCGGCAAAUCAAAGAAUGGCGAGAACAAGAGCACUGGAUUGAAGAUCGUGGAGCGCAGAGUCGAAACUAUUAUUUGCGAACUCGAUCCUAAGGAGCGCGACUUCUACGACCAGCUCCAGGAGAGAGCCCAAAAGCGUCUUGACGAUAUGAUGGGCGGUGAGAAGACCGACUACAUUGGAGCCCUUGUUUUGCUCCUACGACUUCGCCAAGCCUGCAACCACCCAAAGCUUGUCUCCGGUUCUAUGGGCAAAGACAAGGAUGCAUUGUCUACAGGACAGCCCAACCCAACCCAGACUCCGCGCAAAGCCUCAGCUGCUAGCAGUCAAGACAACGAUAUUGACGCUCUUGCUGACAUGUUCGGUGGCAUGGGUGUUCAGGUCAAAGACUGCGAUAUCUGCAGCGUAAGGCUCCUUCCUGCAGAGGUCAAGGCUGGCGCUGUUCGCUGCAAUGAGUGCGAGGAUAUUGCCAAAGCCACACCGAAAAAGCUCGGCAAGAAGGUGAAGAAGGAAAAGAAGCACAAGCCUAAGCCUGAGCCAAAGGCUGCUCCUGCUGCUUCUCGAAGAAGGAAUCGCAAGAUCAUCGUCGAUAGUGACGACGAAGACGAUGAAGGAGAAGGCGAAUGGCUUGUCGACGCCUCUCAACAGAACACACCAAGCUAUCGCAGAGCUGGCGGUACAGAUGACGAAGAUGCAGAAGGAGGUGGUGAGACUUUGGGUUCAAUUGACUCUGUCUCCGGUGAUGAGGAUGGAGAUUCACCAUCCGAGUCUGAAGCCGAAUCCGAGGAAGAGGAAGGUGACAUCUCCUAUUCUGGUCCGACGGGUGUCGAAGCUGCUUCCACAAAGAUCCGUCGUCUGCUACGCAUUCUACAUGCUGAGACUCCUGAGCACAAGACAAUCGUCUUCUCACAGUUCACCAGCAUGCUCGAUCUAAUCGAACCGCAUUUGAAGAAGUCUGCAAUCCGCUACGUUCGCUAUGAUGGUGGCAUGCGUAAUGAUGCUCGUGAAGCCUCACUCAACUCUCUCCGCAACGAUCCCAAGACUCGUGUCUUGCUUUGCUCCCUCAAAUGUGGUUCUCUUGGCUUGAAUCUGACAGCUGCUUCGCGUGUGGUUCUGAUCGAGCCUUUCUGGAACCCCUUCGUUGAGGAACAAGCUAUCGAUCGUGUGCAUCGUCUCAAUCAGACAGUCGAUGUCCACGUCUACAAGUUGACUGUGGGUAACACUGUUGAGGAGCGCAUUAUAGAGUUGCAGGAGAAGAAGCGUGAGCUGGCUAAGGCAGCCAUUGAAGGUGGAAAGGCUGUUGCUAAGCUCACCAUGAAGGAUAUCAUGAGUCUGUUCGGCCACAAUCCCGGCGCCGUCGGCGGGCGCGAGAGCAUCGGUAGUACCGAUGACAACAAGCCUUGGAACAGAAGCACCAAGGUGUUGGCCCCAGAACCUACAAGAUCUGGUGCCUCUUCCUCUACUGCUAGGCGUUCGGGCUCGAGCGCCUUGAAAUCGUCUCCCAGAGAUUCUCCUCCAGCACGCAACGACCGUCGUGGUGGAUAUGAGAAGGACAACAGAAGGAUCAGAAACGAGGAUCCUGUUUAUGGACGCCGCUGAUGGUUGUGAUGUGACCACUUUUCGUAUUUCUCUUCUUCCCGCUUGAAUUGUUUAGGAGUUCAUGGUCUUUGGUUUUCGGUUUUUGGGCAAGAAAAGGACGUUGAUGACUUUGGGUCCCAAUGAUGAUGAAACUUCUCUUCUCCUGUUACAAUCCCUGUCUAGCUCUACAAUUCGACCACAAUGGUACAUGAAUCACUUUGUUCUUCUG